AAAUAAAAAGUUGGGGAAAAGGGAGUUUUGAGAGCAGACUGAUUCCACUUCCACCAAACCGUAUGAAUCGGUUUGUUUGCUGCAAAGUUCUUCAGAUUUUUCCUCUUCUCCCCAUAAACUCUCUUCUUUGACCAUUCUCCUUCUCUUCUUUCUCUACACAUUUCUAGGUUUCAGUUUUUCCCCAAUUCCCUCUUCUAAAAUCCUUCCUUCCUUCCUUCUCCCCUUUGAUUUUCUCUGCACUCACUCCAUGGCCAAUUUCACUUCUUCUUCUUCCUCUCACAAUCCCAAUGCUGUUUCAGCUUCUGCUGCCUCUGAUGAUGCGUUUGAUGACGCUUGCUGUAUUUGCCUAGACCCAUUUACCUCCGAUGAUCCCGCCACUAUUACCAGUUGCAAGCAUGAAUAUCAUCUCCAAUGUAUUCUUGAUUGGUCUCAAAGAAGCAAUGAGUGCCCAAUCUGUUGCCAGUUGCUCGUGUUGAAGGAUCCUGUUGGCCAGGAGCUUCUAGCAGCCAUAGCUAGUGAAAGGCUUUUAAAGUUGAGAAGCUUGUCUUCUGCUGCAUCCACUUCUUUGCGUUUCCACGAAAACUUUGAUAUUGAUCAUGACUCCGCUCACUCGGAUGACUCUGACUUUGAUGACCUGAUUAUGCAGCAUCUUGCUGCUGCAGCUAGCAGAGCUCGGUAUGUUCAUAGAAGGGAGAGGCAAAGACAUUUUGGACUUGGGCCUUCACAAGUUAUCUCUGCAUGUCCAGAAGAGGUUCCAAUGUCACCACGAUUUCAAGAUGCAACUCUAAUUUCACCUAAUAGUGAUUCACCAUCUCCUGGUUCUCCGCUGUCAUCUGUUGGCCAAACUGGAACUAGUAAAAUCUCGCAUAGUGUUAUACUGCUGCCACCAUCUGGUAGUCAUCAGAAAACAAACCAAUCUGAGGGGCUCUCUUUCCCAGAUUCUAUCAAAUCCAAAUGGUCUGCUACUUCUGCAAAGUACAAAGAGUCAAUCUUGCGAAGUACUCAAGGUAUUAAGGAGAAACUGCUUGCUCGUAACAGCUCCAUGAAGGAGCUAAGCAGGGGAGUAAAGCGUGAAGUUAGUGCUGGGAUUGCUGGCGUUGCUCGAAUGAUUGAUCGCCUAGAUUUGACUUCAAAAAGGAAUACUGGUUCAGUUUCCUUCUUCAGCUUCAGUGGGGGUACAUCAAACUCCCUGAAAGGAAAGAACGUAGUGCAAGAGAGUGCCGUCACUGAUGGUUCAGUUAAAAUUGAUAGAAUAUGUACUGGUUCACCUUCACAGGUUUCCCCUACUGUUCCAGGCUCCGUCGAAGUUUCUUUAGCUCAGAGAGGAGAUUGAAGUGUGGAUGUUAGGAUUUGACUCAUCUAGUUGAACAUCUUAUCAACUCAACUCAGUAGAAUGCACACUGCAGCAAGCGACGUAUUACGAUUUAGCCAACAUCCUUGUUGGUUUGCGUCCUGCAUUUUCUUCUUUUUAUAAAUCUACCAAGGAAAAAGGUGUAACUUUCGUAGUAAUUCUAUUUAUAUUUUUAAUGUAAUGAUGAUGUUCUGCUUCAUGAUACUCUAUUUCUAUGUGGAUGAGUUUCUUUCUAUCUCUUUGAGAUUGGGACUGAAGUUGUUCACUAUCAAUGGAAGGCCUUGACUGAAUGGAUGUAACCUCAUUGGGAUACAAAUGCUUCUUUCGAAGGGAAGAACAUAAAAAGGGAAGCUGGUUUCUGUUCUGAUUUCUGAAUACUUUUGAAGCCAACCUAAGUGUAAUGUCAAGGGGAAUUUGGGUUAGGGGUGGAAGUUGAGAUUGCAAAUCUCGCUGCAUUUUUUUUUCUUUUUUUUUGGGGUGUGGGAGGAGGAUAAGCAGUUAACAUAUUGGAACUUUGAAGAUGCUUCUUCACAAUUUAAUUCCCUAA
Molecule: messenger RNA, 1898 nt
Organism: Benincasa hispida (wax gourd)
Lineage: Eukaryota; Viridiplantae; Streptophyta; Magnoliopsida; Cucurbitales; Cucurbitaceae
Gene: RHF1A
Product: RING-H2 group F1A
Molecular function (GO): ubiquitin-protein transferase activity
Source: RefSeq, a predicted model, not a curated record